ACUUUGGUGGGCGUGGAUUCAGAAGAGAAGCUUCCUGCUCGGGUGAACACGUGGUUCCGUGUCUGCCUCCCUGCUUGUCUGUCAGUGUGAAGGUUUCCAGCCUUUCUCUCAUACCUCUCCCUACUUAUCCUCCCGUACCACACAGCAGACCUUAUCCUCUCUUUACUCCGUCCCACCCGCACCUCCUCCACCUCCUGCUACACUUUGGUUCUUCUCUUUGCGACGGCUCCCGGGACUGCUGACACAGCCAGGCCGCGGUCACUUCAACGUGUAUCCGCUCACAGAGGGAUAGAGAGGGAGAGAGAGAGGGGGAGAGUGAGUGAGUGAGUGAGUGAGUGAGUGUGUGUGUGUGUGUGUGUGUGUGUGUGAGAGAGAGAAAGUGUGUGUGUGUGUGUGUGUGUGAGCGCAACCGGUCCAUCCGUGUUAUUAUUUCUCCCACGAUCCCGCCUCGUUAUUCGGCCAUGACGCUGGAAGCGAUCCGCUACCGGUCCGGCUCUCUGCAGAUCCUAAACCAGCUGCUGCUGCCACACAAGACCGCUUACGAUGAGAUCCGCUCGGUGCAGGACGCUUACGAGGCCAUCAAGUCCAUGAAGGUGCGGGGCGCCCCGGCCAUCGCCAUCGUCGGCUGCCUAAGCCUGGCUGUGGAGUUGCGGGCAGGCGCUGGGGGGGAUGAUCCCGUGACCUUUAUUAGGGAGUCUCUGUGUCACCUGACCUCAGCUCGGCCCACCGCCGUCAACAUGGGCCGCGCCGCCCGCGAGCUGAUGGAGUUUGCUGAGAACGAGAGCAUGGAGAAGAACUCGGAGCAGCUCAGAGAAAGUGUAAUUGCCUGGAUCGAAGACAUGCUGGAGCGUGACGUCAAUGACAAUAAGAAGAUCGGAAACUAUGGCGCCCAGCACAUCCUGUCUGGCGUUCCGAGGGACUCUGUGACCAUCCUCACACACUGCAACACCGGCUCGCUGGCCACUGCUGGAUACGGGACCGCACUCGGUGUGGUGCGAAGCCUCCACGCGCUGAGCAGGCUGAAGCGUGUGUACUGCACAGAGACGAGGCCAUACAACCAGGGAUCCAGACUGACGGCUUAUGAGGCGGUAGCAGAGGGAAUCCCUGCUACACUCAUUACAGACAGCAUGGCAGCCCUCACCAUGAGAGAAAUGGACAUCACAGCUGUGGUGGUGGGUGCAGACAGGGUGGUUGCCAACGGUGACACUGCCAACAAGGUGGGCACAUACCAGCUGGCCAUUGCCGCAAAGCACCAUGGGAUUCCGUUCUAUGUUGCCGCACCCAGCACGUCAUGCGACUUGAGCCUAGAGAGCGGCAGGGACAUCAUCAUCGAAGUGCGCCCCCCUGAGGAACUCACCAGUAUAAAUGGAAUCCCCAUUGCUGCCCCGGGUAUCGAGGUGUGGAACCCAGCAUUUGACGUGACCCCUCACCAGCUCAUCACAGGAGGCAUCAUCACAGAGCUGGGAGUCUUCCUCCCCUCUGAGCUCCAGGCGGCACUCACCGGCCGCCUGACUGCCCUCUAGAGUCACUCAGCCACACCUGGUGGUCCGUGUGCACCACUGCACCUUAACGUCACACACUCAAAGACACUCAUUUCAUCACAGAACACACACACACACACACACACACACACACACACACACACUCAUAGUUGUGUUAUAAUUUAAUUUUGGUCAAUGUACAGUCCCUGUUACAUGUCAGUGGUGCACACAGAAAAAAAAAUGUUUAUCAGUCUCUUACUCACCCACAUACACAUUCACUGCAGGGAGUCAAGCAGACACACUCCACUUUCUUUUAUGUCCCUCUUUGUUUUCUAUGGUCUUACCAAUUUCACCUUUUCCCAAGUUUUCCAUUCCAUUUUUCAUUCUCUCUUGUCGCCUCUUUCCAUGCUAAAUGGCUUCUGUGACAACGAAUAGUGAUCAGCUGAACUCAAUCCCAUGAAUUCUAUUUGGCAAAAAAAUGAUGAAGUCAUUUUUCAGGACUUCUUCAACUACAAACUAAAAAACCUCCAAAAUGUCUAAGUGGCAUGACUGUUUAUUUAAUUUCAAAGUAGUGCUUUUUUCUCAGCCACUGUUUCUAAAUGCUGCUACCCACUUGUAAAUAAAUACAUAUUCUUGCUGGUAGUGUGUACAUAUGUAGAAAACUAACCCCUGCUAGUAAAAGGUACUACUAUUUUAACCAAAUAUGUGGUUAUUUGAUAUUAAAUUUGACAUAAAAAAUGUUAUAUUAACAUUUCAUUUAUUUGCGUAGAAACCUUUUUGUAGAGGAAUUAUCCAAAUUUAUAGCUCAUACAUUUUCACAACCAGAUUUUUAGUGAUAUGAACAAUUGUAUUUCACUCUCACUUUUUACCCCGUGCAGCAAAAUUUGGAAUUUCUUGAUCGGUCCUCGUUAGUCAGCUGAAGCCUUUGACAAUACAUGUAUGUAUACCUCAUUGCUUGUUUGUAUCUUGCUAUUCCCAGUUGUAUUGUAUCAUACCAUACUUGUAUUCUCAUAAUGUACUUAUAUAUAUAUAUAUGUAACCAUACUUAUUUCAGCACCAUACAAAUAUUCACCAUAUUGCAAAAGACGCUCUGUAAGAUUGAAAAAUCAAAAAAAAAAAAAAAAACAUUGAGGGAACUUGUGUAAUUUUUGCCAUAACAGCUUUUGCCAUGAUCUCAGAGGUCUGUUAUGCUGUUGUAUUUCUGUAAUACAGGCAUCUCCAUUAAAGGAAUAGUUCACCCUAAAAUAAAGGUUUUGUCAUCUGCUCACUUGCAUGUCAGUCAAGACUUAACUAAUCACAACUAACCAUAAAAUAAAUAUGUAGCUUCUUUUUGUUCUGGUAUGGCUGGCUCAAAUUAAGGUCAUCGUUUUAUAGCCUAGAAAAAUAAAAAAAUAAAAAUUAAUUAUAAUCAAAUGGUUCAAAUCGAUAUUUCCUAAAGAACCCUGCUUGCCACUAAAGUUCAGCUAGAUAGAAUGGUCACUCCACUCUUCAGCUUCACGGAGUGUUUUAGCUUCUUUCAGCUUAUUGUUUUGGUUUUACAGCUGGCAACGUUACUGUUUUGAUUCACUCUUCACUGCACUCACAACUUUGUUUAGUUUUAAAGGACGCCGUUUUGGAAAAGCUCUGGUAAAACCACUGCACACUACCUGUUUAGCACCAAAUAACAGACAGACACAGUAAGCGACUUGUUUAUAUUCCCCCAGGGAGUUGGUGGAGAGCAAAACGGAGCUGAAUUGAGAGUAAAUAUUGGUUUUGAUUUGUCAGUUGGACACAAACAUGACUCCACAUUAAUGAUUAUGUUGCUCUGUGUCCACAGGAUGCAUGCGUGGCUGUUUGCUAACAUGCCUUAACAACUUUAUAAGGUGGUAAUAUAAUAAUGAUGUGUUUACACCUUGUUGCGCUGCCCCCAAGUAGCCAAAAAAGCAAUUAAUGCAGGUCUAAAGACCCUCGGUCUGGACAUUAUGCAGGUAUUUGAAAGUGUUAGGGAAAGCAAGGCGUGUAUUGUAUUUUACUAUAUAGAUCUGUGAAAAGAUGGUUUUAACUUUAGUUACUCAGAAGUCUAAGAGAGAAAUAUGAGAACAACUAAUGUGGCCAUACACACUGCAGAGUUAAUCAAAAACUUGAUGUGGGGAUGAGCAGUAGAUGACUUCAUGUCUUUAUUUUGAGGUGAACUAUUCCUUUAAGAUUGGUGGGGUCUUAUCCACACUGAAGUAUCUGUCUGCAGAGAGCUCUGCGACACAGCGUGAUACCAUCAAAAAUCAGAAUGUAAUAUUAAACUCAGAUGAACUUGCUUUUUGGCAGGACAGGACAGUCCCUUCUUGCCUUUGUUCUCUGUUCAGAAUGUGUUUAGACUUUUUGCAUUAAUCCCUCCUCUUAACUGAAAUGCUAUUUUACUUAAGAAAAAUAAUCAGUAACUACUUGGAUAACAUUAAGGCUUAUGUUUUUUUUCCAAGCAAAAAGGCCAAAUGUGAAUAUUUGCUAUUUUUCUCAGUUUUGUCAUGAGAAAUCAUAUGAAUUAAUUAAUCAUUAAUUGCAGCCCUACCUUCAUCACGCACCCUUAUUGACUCUCUAGUUUUAAAACCUGACAGUGACCAUAACCACUAGUUAUUGAUUGUGUGUAACUGGCCAGUCAUCCGACAAUGCGUUUGUUGUUCUAAGUGGCUCCAUAGAAAAUUCCCAGAUAUCGCGAUCUGUAUGGGACACACCUACUCGCUGCACUGAAUGUCACAGGGCCAGACUCGGGGUGGCCCACACUGAUCACUGCCUUACAGGUGCAGCACCAAUAUAGCUCACUGAUGUGAACUGGCAUCAUGACCGGAGAGACAGCAGCCCCUCAGUCCUUCCUUCACCCUGGUUUAUAUCAUGUAGCCAUAUCUUUCAACCCUGGCCACAAAAUAAGCUAGUCUACCUUCUUAACACCCCUUCUGACCUCAUACACGGCCCUUUUGGACUUUGUCACUAACUUUAUUCAUUUAAACAAGUGACAAAAAAAAAACAAGAACCGCUGAAAGGCCCAGAGAAACGCCCUUAAAAAAAACUUAAUGUUAAUAAUAAUUUCAGUAUCCAUACUGUCAUUGUCCAUAUCUUCCUGUAAGAUUACUUCUUCCUUCAUCUUCCACCUCUUCAUUUGUUCUCUGUUCACCCAUCGCACCUCAACUCACAAAGAUGCUGUUAGGUCACACACGAGCGUAAAAGACACUGAAUUUUCUUUUUGUUUUGUACAGAUUAAGACAUCACGUGUUUAGGGGCAAAUUUGGACCGUGUUCCAUAAAUAUGUAGCAACUUUGUGGCAGUCAGACACGCCACAUAUUAUUUCUUUCUAAAUCUUUAAGAGGUACGAGAUUUUUGUUUGUCUGUACAUCAUGAUUAUAACUGUUUGGCUGUGGUUUGUUGUUUUAUUUCAUGACAUUGUGAUUCCUAGUGACUAGGCCAUUAGUACACCACACUGGGGAGGCCUCCUCAACCAUACACACUACCUCUCCGUCUGCCUACACAGACUCAAAACACUGAAAUGCAUGAACAUAUGCACUUAAUGUGCCAGGCUGCAGCAAAGCAGGUUGACAGAUUGUAAAAAAAA
Molecule: messenger RNA, 5058 nt
Organism: Sander lucioperca (pikeperch)
Lineage: Eukaryota; Metazoa; Chordata; Actinopteri; Perciformes; Percidae
Gene: mri1
Product: methylthioribose-1-phosphate isomerase 1
Exons: 7
Coding region: 462-1523 (353 amino acids)
Molecular function (GO): S-methyl-5-thioribose-1-phosphate isomerase activity
Source: RefSeq, a predicted model, not a curated record